Molecule: messenger RNA, 864 nt
Organism: Auxenochlorella protothecoides
Lineage: Eukaryota; Viridiplantae; Chlorophyta; Trebouxiophyceae; Chlorellales; Chlorellaceae
Exons: 4
Coding region: 1-864 (287 amino acids)
Source: RefSeq, a predicted model, not a curated record
AUGGUCCCAGCCCACACCCUGAUCCUGGAGCUGUGUCAGGACAGGGCGGGGCUGCUGGUGGAUCCCAGGUCGCCGCCGUCCUCAAGCUGGAAAGCCGCUGGUCUGAAGCUGUCCGGUCUGCCCGGCUGGCUGACAAUGGAGGAUGUUGCACCCCUCCUCCACGCGGCCACUGGGAUGCCCAUCACUGAGCGAAGCAUUGCGCAGGAUGUUAUAGCUCUGAAGGCCACAGGAAUGGUCGUCUCUGUGCGCGUCCUGACAGCCCCUCCCCCGCCCGAGGCCAAUCCCGACUUCUUCAGCAGCCCCGAGUGGCGGAUCGUGGCGCCUAUGGGGAAGCUGGAGUAUGUGAUCAGCUCCAAGGCUGAGGGCGGAACUGGAAACGGGGCCUUAAGGAUCGAUGCCGACUCCAUCCGACCCUGGCUGUCUCCAGGUUUUGUGGGGUUUUGUUCCGGUGUCCCAGGCAAGGCCCACCCCGUGGCCCUGCUCCCCCUCUGGGACUGCGACGCGAUCAGAUGCCCGGAUCCAGACGCACACACGCAAGCCGCACCCGCGUCCGCCCACGCCCCGCGGCACCCGCUGGGCUCGGCCCUGGCGGGGGCCCUGACGCGGGCGUACGCUGCGCUCCAGGAGCGGGCGGGCAGGAAAGUGGGAAUAGCCCUGGGCGAGGCCUGGCGUGCCGCCUUCCGGGCCGCCGCCUCCUCGGGCGUGGACACCGUCGUGCUGGGGGACUCGAGGUCGCGGCACACGCUGGUGGGCCUGGCGGCGGGGCUGGAGCGCGCCUGGGGGCCCGACCAGGGCCCCGGCUUUAAGCUGUGGGGUGAGGACGCGUUGUUGGACUGGCCUGGGGCGUCGGGGGCCGCUGAUUGA